GAGAGAGAGAGAGAGAGAGAGAGAGAGAGAGAGAGAGAGAGAAUAAACCAGAGUAGGGUUAUGGAUCUCUAGAGAGACUUGGAGAAGUUGGGAAUGUGAGAGUGGUGGAGGUGUGUACAUUCAGAAACAGGGGAAACUCUAUACACACACGCACACGCACACACACACACACACACACACACACACACACACACACACACACACACAGAGCAGUGUUUAGAGUAUCAGCAGUGUAAGAGAGGACUGUGCAGAAACACAGGAUUUCUGCUGAGAGAGAUGCAGACGUUUGUGAAAGGGAAGCGGGUGGGCUUCUGGCUCAGUGAGAAGAAGAUGAAGAAGCUGAACUUCCAGGUGUUUGUGGACAUGUGCAGGAAGCGGGGCAUUGAGAUGGUUCAGCUGGAUCUGAGCAGGCCUUUAGAGGAUCAGGGCCCGCUGGAUGCCAUUAUCCACAAGCUGACGGACCACAUCGUGGACGCCGAUCAUAACAUCGAGGAGGCGCAGAGAGUGGUGCAGAGCAUACAGGAUUACAUCGACUCUCACCACGAGACCGUGAUCUUGGACCCUCUUCCUGGAAUCCGCAUGCUGCUCGACCGAUCCAAGUCCUACUCACUGAUUCACGCAAUGGAGAAGUGUAUGAAAGAUGAGCGGAUCUGCUCUCCUCCGUUCCUGGUGCUCGGCAGUGGGUGUGGCCCCGACAUGUUAGAGCAGCUCCGUAAGAGAGACAUCACCUUCCCCUUCAUGUGUAAGACUCAGGUAGCACAUGGUGUGAAUUCCCAUGAGAUGGCCAUCAUCUUUAGUGAGGAAGACCUGAAGGACAUCACACCCCCCUGUGUGGUGCAGAGCUUCAUUAACCACAAUGCCAUGCUCUACAAGGUGUUUGUAGUGGGCGAGGCGUACAGUGUGGUGGAGCGGCCCUCCAUUAGGAACUUCCCCUUUGGACCUACAGACAGAAAAGCGAUAUCCUUUAACAGUCACCAUGUGUCCAAACCCGAGUCAUCAUCAGAUCUCACCUCUCGGGAGAACCUGGAGGGUCAGUGUAGGACACCGAGUGAUGAUGUCAUCCGGAAGAUUUCCAGAUGUUUGAGACAGUCUCUUGGUGUGUCGCUGUUUGGGAUUGACAUCAUAAUCAACAACCAGACAGGACAGCAUGCUGUCAUCGACAUCAACGCCUUCCCAGGUUAUGAAGGAGUCCCGACGUUCUUUGAUGACCUCCUGACUCACCUGACCAGCGUCCUGCAGGGCCACGCCCCUCUCCGAGCCAACGGUGUGAGCCAGCUGCCCUGCGGCAUGCUGGGAAACGAGGGCGUUCCCUGGGCGAUGGAGAGCGAGGUGUUGAAGAAGGGUCCUCCUCAGACUCUGAACAGCUGCAACGCUGAACUGGGAUCCAGUUACCGCCAGCACAGAUGUUCUCCCCUUACAGCCCAUGCGCCCACCCAGUGACCCACCUCAACCACUUCCUGUUUACUCGCAUCACAUAUGUGUAACUGUAUAUAUAAUGACCAAAGGUGUGCUGAUUUUUUAGGAAAAUACAAAUCGACAUGGUUGCCAGGUGAUUUCGCUGCUAUGUGGGUUUUUUGGACAUUUAGAUAAACCAGCUGCUUGACCUGAUGGACUAGUGGAGACAUGAUGGACAUUUUCAGAGACAGGAAGAGACGAGAAGCUUCUAGUGUGAAUGCUGUAGAAUCUUCUCCUGAGUAACACUGAUGAAUCAUUUCUGUUCCUCAAUCAUUUCUCCAUCAUUUCUUCGUCUGCAAAUUACGAUCAAAAGUUUGUGUCCGUAAACGUUGUGGAGGAAUCUGGUGAUUUUCUUCUGCUGGAAUGAUCAAAAUGAUUCUGCUGAACCAGAUUCAAAGCUCUGGGGUCGGAUCGGAUCUUCUCAUUUCUACUGAGUAACUUACACAUUUCAUGUGUGCAACACACCACGGAGAACAAGAGAACUUUAGGCUAACGUUCAGACACAGCUGCUAAUGACAAGGUAUUUAUUUUAGUUUCAAAUAGAAAUUUCUUUAAAGAUGAAGAAGAAGCACACAAUCAUACCUUGUAUCACGUACUAUCAAAAGUACAGCUUUUUCCACGUCUAAUGUAGAUCAAGAUCAUUAUCAUUGUCUGCCUGCUCCUCACCACGUUCCUCACCACGUUCUUCAACUCGUUUCUCAGCCCAUUCCUUGACACAUUACUUGACAAACAACACACUUUCCUCAUGUUCCUCAGCACGUUCCUCUCAUUCCUCAGCACGUUUCUUACUAUUUUCCACAGCAUGUUCUUCAACACAUUCCUUUCAUUCCUCAAUACUUUCUUCGCACUAUGUUCCACAACAGAUUCUUCAAGACAUUGCUCUCACUAUGUUCCACAGCAGGUUCCAAAACUUCCCUUUCGUUUCUUAAUACAUUCUCCUCAACAUGUUCCUCAACAUGUUUCUCAUAUUCUUCAGCAUAUUCUUUUCUAUGAUCCUCAACAUGUUCCUCUCAUUCCUAUACACAAUUCUCUCACUAUGUUUCACAACAUGUUUACACUGGACUUCACCACUUACCAUCUUCUCAUUCAUACAAUAUGUGGGCAAAGGAAUUGGGACACGUGAACAUUCCUGCCAGACGUGGUUUAAAACACGGCAUACUUUUGACGCUGUGGUCUACACCAUGUGAUCAACCUGUUCUGAUUAUUAUCGAUUUAUUGCUGAUCAGUUUGGACAGAAGUGUUUAGUGACACUGAUUUAUUCUCCAACACUCGCUUUCUCCACUUUUACUGUCACUGUACCAAAGACUGAUUCAUCGGGGGAUAAUCUGUGUGUGUGUGUGUGUGUGUGUGUGUGUGUGUGUGUGUGUGUGUGUGUGUGUGUUAUAUUUGUACAUACUGUACACACUGUGUGUAUUGUGUAUAUGUUGAGAUCAGAAGACAUUAUGGGAUGUUAUAUUGUGUAAAUUAAGUGAAACAGAAGGAGAAUAAACACCAUGACAACA
Silurus meridionalis is the source of this 2957-nucleotide messenger RNA. It is a transcript of the gene itpk1a, whose product is annotated as inositol-tetrakisphosphate 1-kinase a. Bases 277 to 1440 code for a protein of 387 amino acids. Gene Ontology annotation, cellular component: cytoplasm. The record is from RefSeq and is a predicted model, not a curated record. The transcript has 11 exons. Gene Ontology annotation, molecular function: inositol-1,3,4-trisphosphate 6-kinase activity; ATP binding; inositol-3,4,5,6-tetrakisphosphate 1-kinase activity. Gene Ontology annotation, biological process: inositol trisphosphate metabolic process. NCBI's taxonomy places the organism in Eukaryota, Metazoa, Chordata, Actinopteri, Siluriformes, Siluridae.